This is a messenger RNA of Arabidopsis thaliana (thale cress), 3500 nucleotides long. RefSeq names its product Disease resistance protein (TIR-NBS-LRR class) family. Gene Ontology annotation, molecular function: ADP binding; NAD+ nucleosidase activity, cyclic ADP-ribose generating. The coding region runs from base 160 to 3213 and encodes 1017 amino acids. Lineage: Eukaryota; Viridiplantae; Streptophyta; Magnoliopsida; Brassicales; Brassicaceae. Gene Ontology annotation, biological process: signal transduction; defense response. The transcript has 4 exons. The record is from RefSeq and is marked reviewed.
AAAAAAUCUUCUCUUUUUAUUAUAGCCACAAAAAAUUAAUCUUAUUAUCUCUUUAUUUGAUAUUGCCUCUCUGAUAAUUUUUAUAUACAGCAUUUCCAAAGACACAUUAACGUUAAAUAUCUUCUUUUAGUUAUCUUCAACAUUUCCAGCUCGUUCAUCAUGGCUUCUCCUUCUUCUUUUUCGUCUCAGAACUACAAGUUCAAUGUCUUCGCGAGCUUCCACGGGCCUGACGUCCGUAAAACACUUCUCAGUCACAUACGACUACAGUUUAACCGCAACGGGAUCACUAUGUUUGAUGAUCAAAAGAUUGUGAGAAGCGCAACGAUCGGGCCUUCACUAGUAGAAGCUAUAAAAGAAUCAAGGAUCUCGAUCGUGAUUCUCUCCAAGAAAUAUGCUUCAUCAAGCUGGUGUUUGGAUGAAUUGGUGGAGAUCUUGGAGUGCAAGAAAGCUAUGGGACAGAUAGUGAUGACCAUCUUCUACGGAGUAGAUCCAUCCGAUGUGCGGAAACAGAUCGGGAAAUUCGGGAUCGCUUUCAAUGAAACUUGUGCACGUAAGACCGAGGAGGAAAGGCAAAAAUGGAGCAAAGCUUUGAACCAAGUCAGCAAUAUUGCUGGAGAAGACUUCUUAAGAUGGGACAAUGAAGCUAUAAUGAUCGAAAAGAUUGCCAGAGAUGUUUUAGAUAAACUGAAUGCUACACCAUCUAGGGAUUUUGAUGGUAUGGUGGGAAUUGAAGCUCAUUUGAGAGAAAUAAAAUCUUUGCUAGAUUUAGAUAAUGUUGAAGUUAAGAUAGUUGCAAUCGCUGGUCCUGCUGGGAUUGGUAAGACUACUAUUGCCAGAGCUUUAUAUGGUUUACUCUCUAAAAGGUUUCAACUUAGUUGUUUUGUGGACAACCUUAGGGGAAGCUAUCAUAGUGGUUUUGAUGAGUAUGGUUUUAAGCUGCAUUUACAAGAACAGUUUCUUUCAAAGGUUUUGAACCAAAGUGGAAUGAGAAUAUGCCAUUUAGGUGCAAUAAAAGAAAAUCUAAGCGACCAGAGAGUGCUCAUCAUUCUUGAUGAUGUGAACAAGUUAAAGCAGUUGGAGGCUUUGGCUAAUGAAACUACAUGGUUCGGUCCAGGAAGUAGGAUUGUAGUUACCACAGAAAACAAAGAGCUUUUGCAGCAACAUGGUAUUAACAAUACCUACCAUGUGGGGUUUCCAUCUGAUGAAGAUGCUCUCAAGAUCUUGUGUAGUUAUGCUUUUAAACAGACCUCUCCACGUCAUGGUUUUGAAGAGCUUUCAGAAAGUGUAACAAAGCUUUGUGGUAAGCUUCCGUUGGGUCUUUGUGUCGUGGGUUCAUCUUUACGGGGGAAGAAGGAAGACGAAUGGGAAGAUGUUGUGACCAGGCUGGAAACUAUUCUUGAUCAAGAUAUCGAAGACGUACUAAGAGUUGGCUAUGAAAGUUUAGAUGAGAAUGCGCAAACACUAUUUCUCCACAUUGCAAUCUUCUUCAACAAGGAAGAUGGUGAUCUUGUGAAAACCAUGUUCGCUGAGAGUGACUUGGAUGUCAAAUACGGGCUGAAAAUCCUUGAAAACAGAUCUCUCAUAAAGAUGAAGAUUUUUAGCAAUGGGGAUACAAAAAUAGUGAUGCACAGAUUACUACAACAAAUGGGUAAAAGAGCUAUUCAAAAACAAGAGCCUUGGGAACGCCAAAUCUUAAUAGAUGCCCGGGAGAUUUGUCAUGUUCUUGAGCACGCCAAAGGUACCGGCUGGAAUGUUCAUGGUAUGUCAUUUGAUAUAUCAAGAAUCAGUGAAGUGUCUAUAAGGAAGAAAGCUUUUAAAAGAAUGCCUAAUCUUCAGUUCCUCAAAGUUUACAAAAGUAAAGAUGAUGGGAAUAAUAGAAUGCAUGUACCUGAGGAGAUGGACUUUCCUUGUCUCCUAAGGUUGUUAGAUUGGAAGGCGUACCCAAGCAAGAGUCUUCCUCCUACAUUUAAUCCAGAACAUCUUGUCGAACUCAAUAUGCAUUCUAGCCAGCUCGAGUACCUCUGGCAAGGAACUCAGCCGCUCAAGAAUCUCAAGAAGAUGGAUUUGUCACAGUCCAAGAAUUUGAAGCAACUCCCGGAUCUUUCAAAUGCUACAAAUCUGGAGUAUUUGUAUCUGAUGGGUUGCGAGAGUUUGAUAGAGAUUCCAUCAUCUAUUUCGCAUCUUCAUAAACUAGAGAUGUUGGCGACGGUGGGCUGUAUAAAUCUAGAAGUCAUACCAGCUCACAUGAACUUGGAAUCUCUUCAAACAGUCUACUUGGGAGGAUGCUCAAGACUAAGAAAUAUUCCAGUGAUGUCAACGAACAUCAGAUAUUUAUUUAUAACGAACACAGCAGUUGAAGGCGUGCCUCUUUGCCCUGGUCUUAAGACUCUCGAUGUAAGCGGCAGCAGAAAUUUCAAGGGAUUAUUAACACAUCUCCCCACGAGUUUAACAACACUAAACCUAUGCUAUACUGAUAUUGAAAGAAUUCCAGAUUGUUUCAAAUCUCUUCAUCAACUAAAAGGGGUUAAUCUACGUGGCUGCAGAAGACUCGCAUCUUUGCCAGAGCUCCCUCGUUCGCUACUAACCCUAGUGGCAGACGACUGUGAAUCACUGGAGACGGUGUUUUGCCCUUUGAACACUUUAAAAGCAAGCUUCAGUUUCGCCAACUGCUUCAAAUUGGACCGAGAAGCACGAAGAGCAAUUAUCCAACAAUCGUUUUUCAUGGGAAAGGCUGUGUUACCAGGAAGAGAAGUGCCUGCAGUGUUCGAUCACAGAGCCAAAGGAUAUUCAUUGACCAUUCGUCCAGACGGUAACCCUUACACCAGCUUUGUAUUUUGCGUUGUGGUUUCCCGUAACCAAAAAAGUGAUAAAACCAUUCCUCCCUCACUAUUGUGGCGUCGCAUCAUAGCUCAAGAUGAGGGCUAUCCCGUUGAGGUCUGGAACCGCAUAGGAGAUGUCUUCAAAUAUCGAACGGAACAUCUAUUAAUAUUUCACUUCGACUUUCUAGAAUUCGACAACAGGGAUAUAGUGUUCGAAUUCAGCAGCGAAUCCCACGACUUCGACAUUAUUGAAUGUGGUGCUAAAGUCUUGGCCGAAAAGAGCAUCAAAGAAAGCUAUGAAUCUGGAUCCGACCAAGCCUUUGAAGACGACGUUGUGUUUGAACCCAGCAAAGCCUUCGGAGACGAAAAAUACGGAGAUUGUUGUAUUUUGUAAGGACGUCGGAACUUCCGACUGACGCUUGUUUCUGGUUGAAGACAAUAGAAUCCGGAAUUGAAUUACACAGGAACUUAUCGAAGGCCUGUUGAAUUAAGGGCACGCAUCAGGCUUGUUAACCUUGCCCUGCAUAUCGCUGUUUUAGUUCUUGCUUUUUGUGUUUGAUUUGAAACGAUUUAGAGCAUUUUACAAGUGAAGACGACUUAUGAAAACUAAUGCAUUUUUUCGUGUUCUUGCACAACAUCACACAUACACACUUGGAAUGUAAGCUAACUACUUUCUGACCC